AUUUAAGACUAUUAAGAUGUUUUAAAGUGCGGUUAGUGCAUAUAAUGGAUUAUCAGCUUUGAUUUGAAACUACUUUGAGUUAGUAGCACAGGGAAUGUUGUGAUAAUGCAAAUUUACCCAAAAAUAUAAGAGGAGUGAGAUAACGGGAUACAUGUAUGAAUAUGUGUUUUGAUAAAAAUAUUGUGCAUAAAACUUGUUCGAGGAUUUGAAUCUAAAGAAAAGAAUGUCCUCCAAAGGUCCCAAAGCUAAAAGUUCCAGUAACUUACGGAUCCUGUGGAUUCCAGGAAGGAAGAAGCACAAUCGCAAGGGUGUCUACAAUCCAACGAAAGGCGGACUUCCCCAAUAUCUACCCAACCAGCAGCGAAAAAUCGAAUCCUGGACACUGGGAGGCACAGUUAACCAGACAAAGAUCAUCAAUGCGAAAUUCUAUUUCAGAGAUCUUCACGACAAUCUGGACGUGGGCAUGGCGACGGCUACGGGUGCCAUGAGUUUGGCUACAAUGGCAGCGAACAAAACCGACGAAGCAAGCUCAAGCAAAACUAGUCCCGUUGAACUCAAUGCUGAUGGAACCGCAUCGUGCAGCACAGGCGGGACACAGGUCGUGGAGUUAGUUGUUCUGAACGACUUGAAUGGUGAUAUUAGUAAGAAAGACAUUCCAAGCAGUAAUCAAUUCGACACGCUGGAGCUGAUAGACGAAUGUGAAGAGAAAGAUCGUAACUACUCUAAUGCAGAAUCGGCGUCUUCCCUAUUGUCCUCCAACAACGAUAGUCGAUCUGCAGAUUACGCGCACAAUUCCGCCACACUUGCGAUCGGUGAGGCACGCCGCCAUCGACGACGGGACAGCUACAACAAUUCGAAGAAGGACAGCUGUGAAAACCUCGACACGAUCGAUCACAUCAACGAUAAUGAUGCGGUCGAUGCAGUUAAAAUCAUAUCCCCUGCCGAUGAGCCCCGAUUGGAUGCAUUUCGACAACAGAAGAAAAAGAAGAAGAUGAAAAAUCAUUCCGAUUCAAGGGAAGAUGGCGAGUUGGAUGACAAGGACAAAGAGGAUAAGUUGGUCACGUGCCUGUACUACUCUUUGGUGUGUUGGGAUUGUAGCAUAUCGUAGAGCGUCGUUGCUUCGUACUAUGUCGUAAUAAGACAAACUAGCUACUAAAAGACUACUUAGUUGUUGCCCAUUUUAUACACGUAUGCCGCAAAGGGAGCUCACGGUAUUUUUAUACUGGUCCUUUUUGACAGCAUUAUUAGAUUGGAGAAACUUUCAUUGGAUAUAUUUAGUGGUAAGAACAAUUCCACUUUUUAGUAAGUAAGAAAAUUUAUGCAAUAAACUGUAUUCGAAACAUAA
Molecule: messenger RNA, 1345 nt
Organism: Ochlerotatus camptorhynchus
Lineage: Eukaryota; Metazoa; Arthropoda; Insecta; Diptera; Culicidae
Exons: 4
Coding region: 224-1108 (294 amino acids)
Source: RefSeq, a predicted model, not a curated record